CCCCCACUCGGAUGUAGCUAUGACGAUCGUGUGAGCGGGGGUGUGACGAGGCCUAAUGUUUGCCAAUUGCCAUUCACGAAAUUCUGCGCAUAUAAACCUUUGGUCGGCGGUAAAAUAUGAUUCGAUUUUUAUCGCAGUAAUUUGUAAAAAGUCAUUUCUGUUGCAAAAAAAAAUUGCAGUCUGUAACGACAAGUCAAAUUUCAACAAGCACUUCUACGUAUCGGCUAUCUUUUGUAUGCAGAUUACAUCCGGAAGUGUUGACAUUAUGUUGACAGUGACGUCAACGCCCACAAAUCCUGAGCGAUGAUUGGUCAAUCGGGGACACACCUCCAAAAUCCUCUUGUAUCCGGGCCAGCUGUUGAACCGCAGACAUACUGGUACCCGCGUUGUACGGUACGCAUAGGCCGUGACGUGAGACCAACGCGGAGAGAAUGCUAUGCAAUCGCCAUGCAAUCGCCAUGCACAUCGAUCACUGAGCUUUCAGUCGACUAGUCCACGCAGCUGUAACGACACGAAUCAGCUUUUUAUCCCUGAUAUUUUGCUGUCAACACUCAAAGGACGGAGGAGAACGUUCAUCAGCCAAGCUUGGGGAAAGAUAUGAGUGCAACUUCAAUGGCACGGACGGGGAGACAUCAAAAUUGCAGCGAGGAAUUUGACCAUACGAACUCUAGACAAAGUGAUCAAAAGUCACAGGAAUCAGAAAGUAAUUGCCAGGAGAAUAGUCGACAGUGAGCAGUUAUCUUCAUCAGUGUGACGGUGUACCUCAUCUGUAUAUAGAUUUUUACCUUUGUAUAUUUGGACAAAGCUUCGUGCCUGAAAUCCGUGCAAUACCAAACUUUUGUACCAGAAAAUAUAAAUUUUGUGAGGCAAUUUCUCAUGCCUAGAAAUAUUGAUCAGAUUUGGGUCUUUUCUGAGCAUAUGUAAAAUCCUGGUUGUUGUUUUUUUAUAAGUGAAGGGAGCUUUGAGCGUAUAAUCUUUUUUUGAAAUUUCAAAAAUAAAACGGUUGGGUUUUUGUUUUGGGGUGUUAUUCCUCAAUCAAAAUGGUUGGGUUUCAACCUACCGAGAUACCACCCACAUUGGGUAUGAAAUUUAUCAGUGCCGGCCUGGCAGCAUGUAUUGCUGACGCAGGAACGUUUCCCUUGGACACAGCAAAAGUACGACUACAGAUUCAAGGUGAGAGUUCUUCGGCUCAGAAGCAGGGUUUCUCCUUUUCCAAAGCCAAAGAAGAGAAAGCUAAAUUCAAGUACCGUGGAAUCUUCGGCACUAUCACCACCAUCAUACGACAGGAGGGGCCUCGCAGCCUGUACAACGGUCUGGUACCCGGACUGCAGCGGCAAAUGUGCUUCGCAUCGGUCCGGAUCGGACUGUACGAUUCAGUGAAGCAGUUGUACACAGGUUACAUGGGAAUGCACAUUGUGACAAGAAUUUUAGCCGGUAUAACAACUGGGGCCUUGGCAGUGUCAUUGGCUCAGCCGACAGAUGUGGUGAAAGUACGCAUGCAAGCACAGACUAACAUUGAUCCCACCAAACCCAAGCGGUAUACAGGAGCUGUGCAUGCGUACCGGACGAUAGCCCGGACUGAAGGCGUCAGGGGGCUUUGGAAAGGAACAAUGCCCAAUAUUACACGGAAUGCUAUUGUCAACGCUAGCGAAUUGGUGGCCUAUGACAUGAUCAAAGAGCGCAUUCUCAAAACGGGACUUUUAGCCGACAUGUUCCCCCUCCACUUCAUCUCAGCGUUUGGUGCCGGGUUUGUCACUACGUGUGUUGCCUCCCCUGUGGAUGUGGUCAAAACCAGGUACAUGAACUCCCCACCAGGCCAGUACAAAGGAGCCAUUGAUGUAGCAGUCAAGAUGUUCCGGGAAGGUGGUCCUCUGGCGUUUUAUAAAGGAUUCAUGCCGAAUUUUGUACGUCUUGGCUCCUGGAACAUCGCCAUGUUUGUUUGCUAUGAGCAACUGAAGCGAGGCUGCGUAAUCAUGUUCAACUAGUCCCACCUGGCCUAGAUGACCCCUGGGUCAUUAGAGGUCAGUGACCUUCAGCUAGCAACAUUCAAAGAGGUCCAACAAGUUGAUUUAUCAGUUAAAACCUAAACAAAGGUGAAGCAUUUGGGAGGAAUGAAGUUUUUAAAAAGCAUUGUGCUGGAUUGCUAGCUGAAAUGUACUCGCUGUAAUGUUGUGCUAAUUGUAAUGAGUGUACACUCAAUGAUGAAAGGGGCAAUGGUUCUCAAGCUGAUUUAUGGAGUGUACUUUACCAGAGAGACACAACACCGGAAGUUGCUGGAAUGUUGGCUGGCUGACAUUGGACAGUGUAGACACUACUUUGGUCAAUCAGUUUAGAAUCUGUGUCCAGUGAAUGCGAGUAUUUCGAUGAACUCCCAAAGUGACUUCUAAAUUCUUCCAUUUAAAAGCCAUGCAACUCUGAAAUUAGCUACUGAAAAAGCCAUUUGCGAGUCAAAUUUGAAUAAAAUCUUGGAACGCUGACUUAAUCCAAUGCUUUGCACACUUAAACUUUGCAUUCUCCCGACCAAA
This is a messenger RNA of Patiria miniata (bat star), 2525 nucleotides long. RefSeq names its product mitochondrial uncoupling protein 3-like. The transcript has 7 exons. Gene Ontology annotation, biological process: response to cold; mitochondrial transmembrane transport; adaptive thermogenesis. The record is from RefSeq and is a predicted model, not a curated record. Lineage: Eukaryota; Metazoa; Echinodermata; Asteroidea; Valvatida; Asterinidae. Gene Ontology annotation, cellular component: mitochondrial membrane. Gene Ontology annotation, molecular function: oxidative phosphorylation uncoupler activity. Bases 1041 to 1985 code for a protein of 314 amino acids.